Molecule: messenger RNA, 429 nt
Organism: Anthostomella pinea
Lineage: Eukaryota; Fungi; Ascomycota; Sordariomycetes; Xylariales; Xylariaceae
Source: the annotation of a GenBank genome assembly
AUGAAUCACAUCUGCAACUGGCGACUUUCAAUACGAAUCCUCACUUCGAUUGAAUGCCUCCGCACCUUCGCCGAACAGAGAUUGACCGAGCCACUGAGCGAGUUCCACAUCGCGCUGCACCCAUCCACCACCUUGGACAGAAGGGCAUCGCAUGGCUGGAAGUACAAGCAGCUAGAAUGUGUGACAUUUGUCACGACAUCCUCAUCGAUCGCGACAGCCAGAGCCCCCGCUACUACGGCUGCUCGAUUACCAACUGCACGCACGUAUUCCAUGGGCAUUGUCUUGACAGUUGGUACCGCGAUGAUCGAUACGCAAAUGGCUGUCCGUAUCGCUGCCAUGAUAGCGGGCGAGAUUGUCCGGCUGAUGAAUCUGACCAGACUGGCCUCGGAAGCGGCCAAGCGCAGGCCACAGAGCUUGAUGACCUCCUAG